Messenger RNA from Penicillium samsonianum, 1836 nucleotides. RefSeq lists its product as uncharacterized. Gene Ontology annotation, molecular function: DNA-binding transcription factor activity, RNA polymerase II-specific; zinc ion binding. The coding region runs from base 1 to 1836 and encodes 611 amino acids. The record is from RefSeq and is a predicted model, not a curated record. Lineage: Eukaryota; Fungi; Ascomycota; Eurotiomycetes; Eurotiales; Aspergillaceae. Gene Ontology annotation, biological process: regulation of DNA-templated transcription. The transcript is spliced from 6 exons.
AUGAUCGGUGGUACGCAACAAUUUGUCCCCGACUCACGAGUCAGGAAGGCUCCGAACCGUCAGUCGCGGUCCUGUAAAGUCUGCCGGCUCCGGAAAGUCAAGUGUGACCGAGUCAAGCCCUGCCACGCCUGCUGUGCCCAUGGCUACCCUUCCAAAUGCGUGUAUGAGCAUGUCCCCGACGAAGAAGCCCGCCCCAUCAGCCAAGCGGAGGAGAUUCGGAACCUGCGGGCGGAGAUCCGCGACCUUCGGGGAAGAAUAGACAACAAACAGGAUGGAUCUGGGGCGCAGGAUAUCCAGCGCCUGGACAAGCUCGAGAGCUUAUUUGAGUCUAUUCGCUCUGCACCAAGCCCAUUAGUCGAUGAUCUUGUUCACGAUAUUCGAACCGCACAUGUCGGCCUCAAGAAGGAUUUGGUCCCUGUUGGACCAUGGGAAGGAACGGAAGCGUAUGAAUCCUACGAUUAUCCUUCGCGUCCUUCGUCGACUCUGCCGGUUCGGAACCGACUGUUACUAAAUUCACCGUGUGAAGACUUCAAUAAUUUGGAAGCUGAGGAUGACGAUGACAGCGACUUCGAGCGCAUGUCCCUGAGCAGUGGGUCCGACUCGUCUGGCACGAUCUCGAUUAUGAGCAUGCAAAGACCCGCGGUGGAUGUGUUUGUUGAGAGGUUUGUGGAUGCGUUUAGCCCAGAAGUGGAUAUGAAAUCUGGGAGAGCGGGUGCAUUGCGAGCUGCCGCUGGGAUUCGAAUGUUCUCACCACUCAUCACAGACGCGUUCGAGGCCGUAUCAGUGGCAUUCUUUGGUCGUUCUGUGCAGAACAAGCAGAUCGAAGCGUCCGGGUUCCGACUUUACCCCCGCGUGCUGCGCGCAUUGCAGGAUGCGUUGGUGGACCCCGAAAAAUGCAAAGCAGAGUCAACACUAGUCACCGUCAUUCUCUUGCUCGCUUUCGAGAGUGUCGAACGCACUACUCAGAGUGGUGUCUCGGCUCAUGUCCGAGGAGCAGUGCGCUUGAUCGAACAUCGUGGACCAGAAAACCACAUGUAUGGGGUUGAACACCUUUUAUUUACAGAACUCCGACCAUAUUGGAUUGGCGCCGCUCUGGCAGCUCGACAACCCUCAUUCCUGGCCCGUGAAGAGUGGAAGACCAUUCCGUGGUCAGCAGGAACGACCCAAAAAGAUAUUCUACACCAGCUGCUUGACCUGGCCACCUCGGUCCCGGGUUUACUAGCGGUAUCCGAUGCCUUCAAAGAAGCACAAAUAACAUCUGUCAUGGGCGCACAAGAGAUGGCCGUCAAGCAGUCUACGCUUUGGAACGGAAUACGUGAGCUUACAGCCCGUUUCUAUCAGUGGUACGAAGACUCGGUUGUCACGUACCCUGACGGGCCACCACAGGAAGCCGAACAAAAAGGCGACCAGGGCUUCCCAAUUUUCCAGCGCCGCGACCUCCGCACCGGCGCUACUUUCAUCCCUACAAGAUUCACAUACCCAAACCUGCUACUCGCACAAACCAUGUGUGUCUACUACGCCGUGAGAUUGAUUCUGUCCUCGAUCGACACUCGGCCAGAGGAUCGCGUCUCGCCCAUGGAACAGUACGACUUGGGCUGCGGGAUCUGCCGCUCAUUGGAGUUUUAUAUCCUCACUGCACCCGGCAACAUGAUCAAUCGUCUUGCAUUCCCCACUCGAGUAGCGUGGGAAGCAUUCCCAGAUGGAGGUCCAGAGCGCCAUUUUAUGGUUGAGGUGCUGCAACUAGUUGAGAAGCGGCAUGCUCUUGGGCUUUGGGGCAGUUCUAUGCCCGAGUUAUCUACAAAAGAAUCCUCGCCACUGAAUACGGGUAGUCCGUAG